Molecule: messenger RNA, 953 nt
Organism: Pogonomyrmex barbatus (red harvester ant)
Lineage: Eukaryota; Metazoa; Arthropoda; Insecta; Hymenoptera; Formicidae
Product: mitochondrial import inner membrane translocase subunit Tim21
Biological process (GO): protein import into mitochondrial matrix
Cellular component (GO): TIM23 mitochondrial import inner membrane translocase complex
Source: RefSeq, a predicted model, not a curated record
UUGCAAAGCUACUUUUUCUGCUAAACGCAGCCAUUGGAUAUAAUCAGAUAUGAUCAAACUGUUAUGAUAAUUUAUUUUUAAUACUAUUUUGUAUGUACGUUACAAUGUGUGAUAUUGUCAAGUGUUAACAAUGAUAAUGAUGAUUUAAAGAAAACAAAUCAAGAUCAAUUACCAAUAUGGCUUCGGUGAGAAUAUUAAAUCAUAUUCUCCAGAGAAGGCACUUGAUUACUUAUAUGCAAGGUACUUCCUAUUAUCUUAGUAUUCCUAAACACAAUGCUUGGUACUCGACAAAGAAAGUGACCAAGACUGUGACCAAGACUGAAUCCAAUGAAGACAAUAAUCAGGUACAGAUUGGCACUGCAGAAGUAGUUAAAGAAAACCUAAAAUCUGCUGGAUAUCUUGGAGUAAUAAUAGGUGGUAUUGGAAUCACAGCUUUAAUCUUGUAUACCUUAUUUUCGGAAUUGUUUUCUAGUAAAAGCCCAUAUGGGGUUUACAGCGAGGCUCGUGUACGCUGCAUGGAACAUCCAAAGGUCAUAGAUAUUCUUGGAGCACCUUUAAAAGCUUAUGGAGAGGAAACUCGACGUGGACGUAGAAGACAUAUCGGUCAUAUGUAUUACAUUAAAGAAGGCGUUAAGUAUAUGAGAAUACAAUUUUAUAUACAAGGAACAAGAAGGAAAGGAACUGCAUAUGCAGAAGUGAAGGAAAACGCAUCUGGCAAUUAUGAAUAUACAUAUAUAUAUGUUAUGGUGAAUUAUGUUGGAACGAUCAUAGUGAAGGAUAAUCGCGAUACUACUAAAAUGCAACAAAAUCAAGAGUCCACGUUGGAUCUCAACUUAUUAUUGGAUAAUCAAUAAUUGUGUUAUAUAUUGAUAUGUAAAUAAUGUUUUAUAUCUAUGUAUAUGUCUACUUCUUAUGUUGUGUAUGAAAUUUUAUAUACAAUAUAAUGUUUCUUA